CUAAUUUUUUCUUUAUGAAAUCGAGCCAUUCGUAUGUCAUAUGCAGAAACUAAAUGGCCUACAAGGUCAGACUUGGCACAUCUUACCUUUGAAACAUAAUAAAGCUAGUAGCCAAAGAAGAUCCUAUCAAAUGCAAAAAAAAAAAAGAUCAACCAAUAUAUUUGAUAAAUCAAUUUUCAUGUGAUUUUAGUACACAAUGAUAGUGAUUGGUGAAGAACCAGCAGCCAAUAUUAUGUAAAAUAAAAAUUUUAAUAUUAUAUAUCUAUUCUAUUCAAUGGCAUUUAAUUAGAGAAUAUUCCGUUAUGGAAACAAAAUUGUCCAAAAUACCCAUAGAAGGUUCAACGAAUUUCGCAUCCUCCAUACGCGUUGGGUCCCAUAUGUGACGUCACUCCCUCCCUAUAAAAGCCAACCAUCUGCAACCUUUCAUCUCGGUUUAAAACACCAAAGAAACAAAUAACAAACACUUUCUCUCUCCUAUCCUGCCAAAAAAAAAAUAAAAAAAUCAAAAACAAACUUAAAGCAAAAACCCCUAACAAUGGUGGUGGCCGUUGAUGCUAACGAGAAGAAAAGUGGAAGCAGUCUUAAGUUUCUAUGCAGCUACGGCGGCAAAAUCCUCCCUCGUUCCACCGACGGGAAGCUCCGUUACGUCGGAGGUCACACCAGAGUCCUCUCCCUCGAUCCUUCCAUCUCUUUCGAAGAGCUCACGAAGAAACUACUUGAAUUCUGCGGAUACUCCGUCGAUCUCCGAUGUCAGUUACCUAACGGCGAUCUCGAGACUCUAAUCUCCGUCAAAUCGGACGAGGAGCUAACGAACAUCGUCGAAUUACACAAUCGCGUCUCAGGAGCCAAAAUCAAAGCCGUUCUAACGCCUCCUCGUAGUCAUAAAUCGCCGUCGUGUUCAAGCGGCGGCGGCGGCGAUCGAUCUCCGAACUCUCCGUUCUCCGUCACGCCGUCCCCGCCGAACUCGCCGGCGUUAGCGUACGGGAGGUGUCUACAGUCUCGGUAUUGUCUACCUCCGACGGAUCUCGCUAGAAGAUUCCAUCAGAGAUCCGGAGAAUCGUAUUGCUACGCUUGUCGUGUUCACAAAGGCUCUAGACUCAUCUGGCAUUGACGGAUACUGAAGGAAAAAUUAAAAUAAAUUCGGGAAAAUGCGAAAUUAAGAAAUUGAAAGUUUUACGAUGUGUUUGUUUUGAGAAGAGAGAAUUAAUUUUUUCCUUUUCCAUUAAUGGUGGGAGACGUGACCAGCGGUGAAAUUAUAAUUUAGACGGAGAACGUGACGGAAAUUUUUGACCGUUACGAACCGUUAAGAGUUGCAGUUACCACGUGUUCGCACGUACGACGUUGUUUUUAUAUACGUGGUACGUGGCGGACAGAGAGAGAUUUUAGCGUGUCUUUGUGCGAGAUUUACACGCGUGUAGGCUAGUGGAUUCGUUAGUUCAGCUCGUAGCAGCAUUGUUUAAUUUUUUUUUUACUUAACGAGGUUUCUUUUAGUCUUGGGCGUUUUGGCUUCUUUGAUAAUGACAGAAGUAAUUAUUUUAUUGUUUCAAUUUUUUAGUCCCACUUGAGAAAAAGAAAAUAGUUCAAUA
Messenger RNA from Brassica rapa (field mustard), 1586 nucleotides. RefSeq lists its product as uncharacterized. Lineage: Eukaryota; Viridiplantae; Streptophyta; Magnoliopsida; Brassicales; Brassicaceae. Gene Ontology annotation, molecular function: protein binding. The record is from RefSeq and is a predicted model, not a curated record.